AUGGCAGGUCCGGACCAGACGCAACCUCAGAAUGAGGUCCAGGUGAGCGACAAUAAAAAUGCCGUCGAGCAUCUUGAGUCGGGCUCUGCUCCCCAAGGCCGUAGCAAAGUUACUUUCAGGGACUUCUGGGAGAACCGGAGAGUUUUGCUCUUCUGUCUCUACAUCUACCUUUUGCCCGUCAACUUUGGAUACGAAAUCACCACCCUCGGCAAGCUCAUGGCCGUCGUUCCUUUCCUCGACCGCUUCGGACGCGAGGUUGACGGUGCGAAGGUCCUUUUAGCCCGUGACCAGCAGAUCCUCAACUCUGCCAACACCAUCGGCCUCUUUGUUUCUGCUUUUGUUACAGGCUGGAUCUCGGACUUCAUCGGCCGCAAGAAGACUAUUUUCCUCGGCUGUUUCCUGUGUGUUGGCGGCAUUGUCUUCCAGUACCAUGCUGGGAGCAUCAUGCAACUUUACGGAGGCAAGAUCACUGCCACCUUUGGACUAGGUCUGGGACACUCCCUUGGCCCUGUUUUCGUUGCUGAGCUUGCUCCCGUCAAGGUGAGGGGUAUCUGCCUCACGCUUGUAAACACGAUGAUUGUCCUAGGCCAGUGGCUCAACGCGCUUUGCAUCUAUGGUUCCGAAACCCUCGACGGCGACAUGCAGUGGAGGAUACCCCUCAUCACUCAGGUCGUGCCCCCUAGCCUACUCCUCUUCGGCAUUUUCUUCCUUCCUGAGUCUCCGUCCUGGCUCAUGAUCAAAGGCAGGGAAGAAGAGGCCAGGAAAGCCUUUAGGCGAUUCAACGGCCCCAACUUUGACGUCGAUAACGCCGUUGCUACCACCAAGGCUGCUGUUCAGGCAGAGGCUGAGCUCGCUCAGGUCAAGUCUUCGUGGCUUCAGUGCUUCAGGGGACCCGAUGGCCGACGAACCCUCAUUGUGUGCAUGGUCUACGUCGCUCAGCAGGCCGUCGGUGUCAACUUUGUCUCGGGUUAUCUUACUUACUACUUCCGUCUUGCUGGUGUCAAGAACCCGCUCGCAAUUGGCCAGGCUGCAUUCGCCAUCCAGCUCGUCGGGAACAUCUGCUCCUGGCCUCUUGUCGACCGCAUUGGCCGGCGCCCCAUCAUCGUCGGUGGCUGCAUCGUCAUGACCUGCGGUCUGCUUCUCAUCGGCGGCCUCGGCACUCUUCACUCGCAACCCGCGCUCUCCGCCGUGGUUGCGUUCAUGACUCUUUGGGGAUUCCUCUACCAAAUGACGCUUGGCGCUGUCGCCUACGCUGUUGGCGGUGAAACCCCCAGCCCCACUCUUCGCCAGAAGACCUACUCCAUCAACAUCAUGGUUGCCACCGCCGCUUCGUGCUUGGUGCUUCAGGUCAUGCCCUACCUCAUCAACACCGACCAGCUCAACCUCGGUGCCAAGAUUUGCUUCAUCUUCUUCGCCUUCUCUGUGCCCAUGUGUGUUUACCUCUACUUCUGCCUUCCGGAGCUUAAGGGCCGCACCUACUUAGAGAUCCAGGAGAUGUUCCAAGAGCGCGUUCCUGCCCGAAAGUUUAAGACCUACCAGUGCCAGGGCAUCGCCUCCGUUCAGGAGAAGCUCUAA
This is a messenger RNA of Scedosporium apiospermum, 1575 nucleotides long. RefSeq lists its product as uncharacterized. The transcript has 5 exons. Gene Ontology annotation, biological process: transmembrane transport; carbohydrate transport. Bases 1 to 1575 code for a protein of 524 amino acids. Gene Ontology annotation, molecular function: carbohydrate:proton symporter activity. Gene Ontology annotation, cellular component: membrane. The record is from RefSeq and is a predicted model, not a curated record. Lineage: Eukaryota; Fungi; Ascomycota; Sordariomycetes; Microascales; Microascaceae.